AUGAGUAAAUCUCCUGAAUCACCUAUUAAAAUUUCUGGCGAAAAAUUAGAUCGAUUUUCUUUCGUACGUGCCUACCAUACUCCUCCUCAACAGUCUAGAACUACAACUCAAGAUCAAAUAAAAAAUGUUCCAUCUGGUUCAUCAGCAACAAAAUCAAAAUGUUCUGUUUCACGAUGUAUUGGUCUCGAAUUAUUAAUUUUAUUACUUCUUCUUGUGUUGGCAGCUCUCAUCAUCCCAAUUGUUGUAGUAGUAUUAGCCCUUCGUCUAGGAUUAGAAUAUAUAGAUGCUAACUAUACUCGAUCUUCACCAUGUUCAGUAACAUAUUCUCAAACUUUAACAUACGGUGUCGCUCCAACAACUCAAUGCACAGCAUGGUCAGCGUUCGCAACUAGUUUGACUUGUUCAAGUUAUUCCCUGAUGCGGAUGUAUGGUUCUAAUGACCCAACAGGUAUAACAGUAGAUAGUUCAUCUGUUGCUACGGCUCUGGCACUAGCUUUACGCUAUAAUUUUACAUAUGGUACUACUUAUAAUGGACUUACGUGGAAGGUUGGUGCAUGUGGUCCUGGUAGUUAUGAAAUAAGUGCAACGGGAACUAUUUGCUCUUGCCCAACGGGCUACACGAUAAGGCCAUGCAUUGGUAGUUCUAGUUGGGGUGGUAUCAAUAGCGCGACAUGUGGUGCAGCAACACAGAUAGUGUCUCUUCAUUUUGAAUGA
Messenger RNA from Adineta steineri, 714 nucleotides. The record is from the annotation of a GenBank genome assembly. Lineage: Eukaryota; Metazoa; Rotifera; Eurotatoria; Adinetida; Adinetidae.